AAGGGGCCGCCCGGAGCCCCAGCUGUGUGCGCCCCAGCCGAUCGGGCGGGCAGAGAAUGCGGCGCUCUUGGCCGGUCCCGGAGCUCAGCGCGCCCCGGACAGCAGCGGGCGCGGGCAGUUGAACCUCCCCCCAAGCCCCAGACUUGUGUGUGUGAAGGGAGGACCCGGCUUGGGCCGAAGAGUCUGGGGACUUUUUCUUGGCUUUCCAAACCCUAGCUUAGGGCUGGGAGGCUCGAGGUUCCCGCGCCAGAGGGGUUGGACACACGUGGAGACCUCGGGGGACGCGACCCUGCAGUGGUGCGGAGGGAGAGUGGUUGGCUCUGCCAAGUGUGCUGCCUCCGGGGAACUCCCCUGGAUCGCCUCGCCCCCCGCCCACAGGCAGCGCCUGGGCUUGAAGCCUCUCCGCCCGGGAGGAGAUCGACUGGGGGCGGAUGCUAGUGGGGAAGAGCUGAGGCACUUUGCGGUAGGAGAAAGUCUUCUGAAAAAGAGAGAGGAUAGAGUAUCAGACGCCUACCCCCUUGUCCCUUUUCUCUUCUUUCUUGGGGGACAACCCGGAGUUCAGGAGAUAUGGCCCGGGUCAUGUGCACUUUCCUUUCUCCGGGCCCAGGAGGUUCGCCUUGAGCCCAAAGCUGAGGCGAGCCGGACUCUGAGGCGUUGCAUCCGUGGGAGCGGACACUGACUCUCUUGCGUUUCCCCGACUCCGGGUUCUGGGUCAGAGGCAGUGGGAGCCGGCUGGCUUCGGUGGGCCCGUCGGGCGCCGCCACCAUGGAGGAGUGGCGGCAGUGUGGCCGCUGGCUCAUUGACUGCAAAGUCCUGCCCCCCAACCACAGGGUAGUGUGGCCCUCGGCCGUGGUCUUCGACCUGGCCCAGGCGCUGAGGGAUGGGGUCCUCUUGUGUCAGUUGCUACACAACCUCUCACCUGGAUCUAUAGACCUCAAGGAUAUCAACUUCAGGCCACAGAUGUCCCAGUUUCUAUGUCUGAAGAACAUUCGGACCUUCUUGAAAGUCUGCCAUGAUAAGUUUGGGUUACGGAACAGUGAGCUGUUCGAUCCUUUUGACCUGUUUGAUGUCCGAGAUUUUGGGAAGGUCAUCUCUGCAGUGUCUAGACUCUCUCUGCACAGUAUUGCACAGAACAAAGGAAUUAGACCCUUCCCUUCAGAAGAGACCACAGAGAAUGACGAUGAUGUAUAUCGGAGUUUGGAAGAGUUGGCUGAUGAACAUGAUCUGGGUGAGGAUAUCUAUGACUGCGUCCCAUGUGAAGAUGAAGGUGAUGAUAUCUAUGAGGAUAUUAUUAAAGUAGAAGUCCAGCAGCCUAUGAAAAUGGGAAUGACAGAAGAUGACAAAAGAAAUUGCUGCUUGCUAGAAAUUCAGGAAACAGAAGCCAAAUACUACAGGACUCUUGAAGAUAUUGAAAAGAACUACAUGAAUCCUCUGAAGCUGGUGCUGAGCCCUCUGGACAUGACAGCCAUCUUUAUCAACCUGGAGGACUUAAUUAAAGUGCACAACAGCUUCCUAAGGGCCAUUGAUGUAUCGAUGAUGGCUGGUGGGAGCAGCCUGGCCAAAGUCUUUCUAGAAUUCAAAGAAAGGACUUGGCGAUGUACAUAAAUGAAGUCAAACGGGACAAAGAAACCUUAAAGAAAAUCAGUGAAUUCCAGAGUUCUAUAGAAAACUUGCAAGUUAAACUGGAAGAAUUUGGGAGGCCAAAGAUCGAUGGAGAAUUAAAAGUCCGAUCAAUUGUAAACCAUACCAAACAAGAUAGGUAUUUAUUUUUAUUUGAUAAAGUGGUGAUUGUCUGUAAGAGGAAGGGCUACAAUUAUGAGCUGAAGGAGAUCAUCGAGCUGCUCUUUCACAAAAUGACAGAUGAUCCAAUGAAUAAUAAGGACAUCAAGAAGUGGUCUUAUGGGUUCUACUUAAUUCACCUGCAAGGAAAGCAGGGCUUCCAGUUUUUCUGCAAGACCGAAGACAUGAAAAGGAAAUGGAUGGAGCAGUUUGAAAUGGCCAUGUCAAACAUUAAACCAGAGAAGGCCAAUGCAAACCAUCACAACUUCCAGAUGUACACAUUUGACAAGACCACCAACUGCAAAGCAUGCAAGAUGUUCUUAAGGGGGACUUUCUAUCAAGGCUAUCUUUGCACUAAAUGUGGGGUUGGGGCACAUAAGGAAUGCUUAGAAGUGAUUCCACCCUGCAAAAUAAGGCCCAUUGGAUACAUAUGUCUACCUAAAUAUAUCUGCAACUGUUCUCCUGUAGACCCGGACGCACUAAGUACAGGAGCUGGUCCUAAGAUGGUAGCCGUGCAGAAUUACCAUGGUAUCCCAGCUCCUCCUGGGAAGCCAGUUUUGACAUUCCAAACAGGCGAUGUGAUUGAACUGCUGAGAGGUGACCCUGAGUCACAGUGGUGGGAAGGAAGGUUAAUGCAGACCAAGAAGUCCGGUUAUUUUCCUAGCUCAUCUGUGAAGCCCUGCCCUGUGGAUGGACGGCCUCCAAGCAGUAGGCCCCUAUCCAGAGAAAUAGACUAUACCACAUACCCUUGGUUUGCAGGCAAUAUGGAGCGACAACAGACAGACAACUUGUUGAAAUCCCACGCAAGUGGGACAUACUUGAUCCGAGAAAGACCUGCGGAGGCAGAGCGAUUUGCGAUAAGUAUAAAGUUCAAUGAUGAAGUGAAACACAUUAAGGUGGUGGAGAAAGACAACUGGAUUCAUAUCACAGAAGCAAAGAAGUUUGAAAGUCUAUUGGAGUUGGUAGAAUACUACCAAUGCCACUCGCUCAAGGAGAGUUUUAAACAACUGGACACUACCCUGAAGUACCCUUACAAAUCUCGAGAACGCUCAGCCUCGAGAGCCUCCACCCGGUCCCCAGCUUCCUGUGCUUCCUACAACUUUUCUUUUCUCAGUCCUCAGGGCCUCGGCUUUGCCUCCCAGAGCUCCUCCACACCCUUCUGGUCAGUGUUCACUCCUCGUGUCAUUGGCACGGCCGUGGCCAGGUACAACUUUGCAGCCAGGGACAUGCGGGAGCUCUCGCUUCGAGAGGGUGACGUGGUGAAGAUCUAUAGCAGGAUUGGUGGUGAUCAGGGCUGGUGGAAGGGAGAGACCAAUGGAAGGAUUGGCUGGUUUCCAUCAACAUAUGUGGAAGAGGAGGGUGUGCAGUGACGCUGGAUCUGGGGCAGAGCCCAUGGAUUCUCUCAGAAGAGUCUCUCUAGAGUGGUGCAACCUCUAGUUAAUUCGAGGGAAAUGUCCUCCAAGCUUCCAGUAUUAAACAGCCUGAAGGGGGUGGGGGA
This is a messenger RNA of Trichosurus vulpecula (common brushtail), 3277 nucleotides long. It is a transcript of the gene VAV2, whose product is annotated as vav guanine nucleotide exchange factor 2. Gene Ontology annotation, molecular function: protein binding; guanyl-nucleotide exchange factor activity. Gene Ontology annotation, cellular component: cytoplasm. Gene Ontology annotation, biological process: cell migration; intracellular signal transduction; regulation of GTPase activity. The record is from RefSeq and is a predicted model, not a curated record. Lineage: Eukaryota; Metazoa; Chordata; Mammalia; Diprotodontia; Phalangeridae.